Molecule: messenger RNA, 2007 nt
Organism: Parascedosporium putredinis
Lineage: Eukaryota; Fungi; Ascomycota; Sordariomycetes; Microascales; Microascaceae
Source: the annotation of a GenBank genome assembly
AUGGCAGCAGAACCCUCCACUUCCACCUCCACCCCGACCUCUACUCCUCCGGUACCCGGCUCCGGCACACACGAGCCCCGUUCUUCGAAUUCGGACGCCGAGAAUGUCAAUGGCGACGAGGGCUCCACGUCCUCCCAGAAUGGGGUCAAGGCCAUCCCCGUAAGGACCAAGGAGUCUUUUCAAAAGCUCAUGCUCGAGCGGUAUAUGGCGCGCGACUCUGCCGCUGCCGCUGGCCUUUACGAGGAAACGCAGAAGAAGAAGGCGGAAACCGCGUACAAGUUGGAGCGGACGAGAGACUUUGCGCGCGUCAGGAACGAGUACCGCCAAUGGUUCCCUCCUGGAAAACUGUACGGCGAAGGCUACCAGGGCUUCGGCAAUGGCUUCACCGAAAACAACAACCACUCAAUCAUCCUCUACCCCGUGCAGAAACCUCGCGCCGGAAAGAGGACGGUGCAGCCGCUAAAGUGGAAGAGGAAGGAUAUGGCCCAGCAGGCGGAGCAACACGAGGAACUCGUCCCCAUCAGGCUCGACGUCGACCACGACAAGAUCAAACUGCGAGAUACAUUUACGUGGAACCUCCACGAUCGCAUGGUCCCCGUCGAGUUGUUCGCCGCCCAGCUCGUGGAGGAUAUGGAUAUCAAACCCCCGCGUCCCAGGCCAACUCCCUAUUCCGCCUACAAGAACGACGAGAUGCGCAUACUAAUCAAGCUUAAUAUCACGAUUGGCCAGCACACGCUCGUCGACCAGUUUGAAUGGGAACUCAACAACCCUCUCAACUCGCCCGAAGAGUUUGCCGUGUGUAUGACUCGCGAUCUUUCCCUCUCAGGCGAAUUCACCACCGCCAUCGCCCACUCCAUCCGCGAGCAGCUUCAACUUUUCACCCGCAGUCUCUACAGCGUCAACCACCCCUUCGACGGUCGCCCCGUCGAGGAUGCCGACCUCGUCAACGCUUUCCUACCCACACCGCUCCCCGCCGUCUUCCGCCCUCAACAGCAAGCCAAGGACUACGCACCGUCGCUCUGGGAGAUGAGCGAAGCCGAUCUCGAGCGCAACGAGACGAUAUUCUCGCGAGAACAAAGGCGGCAGAAGCGAUCCGUCAACCGCCGCGGCGGCCCUCAGCUGCCCGACCUCAAGGAGAGGCAGCGCACCAUCAGGACCCUCAUCGUAUCCUCGAGCCUUCCCGGCGCCGCCCUCGAUGUCGAAGACAGCAGGCUAUACAAGAGGGUGGCCGGCGCCGCCACCGGUCGCAAGCGAGGCGCGGCCAGAGACGGAGAGAUUUCCGAUUCCGAGGAGAGCGAAGACUCAUCGCCCGAUUCGCCUGCGCCGUCCGCACUCGCACAAGGCACCGCGAGGACGAGGGGCAUGCGCGGAGCGGCAUCAGCCGCGCAACAACGCAUGGCCAACCUGGGCAGGUCCGUGACGCCGGAGGCUAGCAUCACGCACCACCACGAAGUGCGGCCCGCGCGACGGUUCGGCAGAGACACGGCGGACGACUCAGACGACCGGCUCGUGGUCACGCUCAAGGUCAGCAAGGAGAAGUUGAGGAAGGUGCUGAGCGAACCCCGAGGCGUUCGCACCCCAAGCGUGUCUCAGAGCCCCGCGCCUUCCACGAGGCCCGCUAGCGGCAAGGCGCCCCAAAUAGGCAGGGUCGCUGCCCCUGCGCCGGUUCCAGGUCGCGGUCCCCCUACACCGCCCCCGCCUCCCGAGUGGCUUAUGCAAGCCCUCAACAACCUCCAACAGACUUACACAUACGAUUCCUUCGAAGCCCUCAUGAAAUACUCUCCCGUCGACCCCCAAACCGAGCUUCCCGUACAGCAACAGCCCGGCCAACCCUUGCCAGCGGAUACGAAGUAUAUGUUCCUUCCCCGUGUGCGUUGCAAGGAUUGUCCCGGAAAACUGUAUACCCCCGGUGCCGAUAUGACGGCCAGCAACUUCGAAAUACAUCUAAAGCACAACAAGCACCGGGAAAAGGUCAACAAGCGCGAAGGCAAGGAGACGAAACCGUAA